UCUUCGGUGGAAGCAGCUUCUUACCUGAGCAGCAGCAGCGGCUGCAGGAGCAACAUUAGCAGCUAAAAACAACAUUAGCAGCUAAAAACAGCAACAUUAGCAGCUAAAAACAACAACAUUAGCAGCUAAAAACAGCAACAUUAGCAUCUAAAAACAGCAACAUUAGCAGCUAAAACACCAUUGGAGCCGGGAUGAGCGGUCGUGGGGCAGCGCAUGCGCGGUGAGAGCGGUUCCUGACGGUUCUGCUGACCAGGGGACCCCCAGGGUGACGUCAUGGAGCUGCUGGACUUCGAGGAAUGUCUGCGGGACUCCCCGGGGUUCAGGCGGACUCUGGACCGGUUCCAGGCGGACGUGUCGGUGCUGGAGACCCAGCUGGAGAAGGUGAUGCGUCUGUGCGGGGCGAUGGUGGAGGCGGGUCAGGCCUACGGCGCUAGCAGCCAGCUGUUCCUGCGCGGCCUGGCCGAGCUGUUCUCCACCCACCGGCAGGACGGCGUGGUGUCGACCUGCCUGAACCAGUUCCAGCAGGGUCUGCAGGAGAUGCUGAGCUUCCACACGAUGCUGCUGGACCAGACACAGCGAGCCAUCAACCAGCAGCUGAUGAACCUCUGCACGCAGUUCCUGCCCCAGCUGGCCGACACCAGGAAGGAGUUGGUCCGGAUCGGCGAGGACCUGGACACGGCGGCGCAGAAGAACGCCCAGGUGUCGCGGCACAAAGCCGCCGACGCCGAGCGGGCCAGUCACCUGCUGCUCGCCACGCGCAAGUGCCACCAGCACUUUGCCCUGGACUACGUCCUGCAGCUCAACACGUUCCAGACGCAGCAGAGGAUCGACGUCCUGAACUCGGUUUUCUCCUUCGUCCACGCCCAGUUCACCUUCUUCCACCAAGGGUUCGACCUGCUCCGGGACCUGGAGCCGGCCAUGAAGACGAUGGCGGCGCAGCUGUCCCAGCUGUCGGCCGACUGCGCCGCCCGGAGGAAGGAGCUGGAGAACCAGCACCUGCAGGUGCAGCAGCGGGUCGGGCUGCAGCUGUCGCCCUCGCCGUCUCCAAAGGAUGCGUCAGGUGAGUCCAGGGUCGGCCCGCGUCCCGGCAGCGAUGACGUCAUCCAGGGUUACCUGUUCAAGCGUUCCAGGAGGAAAACUAAAACCUGGAAGAGGUGCUGGUUCACCAUCAGGGACAACCAGCUGAUCUACAGGAAGUCUCACAAGGAGGACGCAGCCGUUCUGUUCGAGGACCUGCGACUCUGCGCCGUCAAGUCUCUGGAAAACACCGAGCGGCGUUUCUGCUUCGAGCUGCUCUCCGUUCAGAAGUGCUGUGCCCUCCAGGCCGACUCUGAGCCGCUGAAACAGUCGUGGCUAGCCGCGCUGCAGGGCAGCAUCGACCUGGCGUACCGGCAGGCCGACGCCCCCCUCCCUCAGCCUAAGGAGCCUCCCCCUCAGCCCGCGGGAGGGGACGGGUCCCCGGCCCCCCCGGGCCCCCCGGCCCCCCCGGGGCCCCCCGCCCACAAGCUGGCGGCGCUGGCCGUGGCCCUCAGGGGCCCCGGGAACCAGCGGUGCUGCGACUGCGGGGAGGAGGAGCCUCGCUGGGCCUCCGUUAACCUGGGCGUCACCAUGUGCAUCGAGUGUUCGGGGAUCCACAGGAGCCUCGGGGUCCACCUGUCCAAGGUGAGGUCUCUCACCCUGGACUCCUGGGAGGCCGAGCAGCUGAAGCUUCUGUGUGUUUUAGGGAACGACACGGUGAACCGGAUCUACGAGGCUCGGUGUCAGGAGGAAGGACGGAUCAAACCCCGGACUGACAGCCCGCGGGCGGAGAAGGAGUCCUGGAUCAGGGAGAAGUUCGUGGAGAAGAGAUUCGUGCAGCCGAGCGGCUCCGACGGAGAUCAACCGCAGAGGGAGGAGGCCGGGCUGCGUCUGUACCGGGCCUCGGUGGCCGGAGACCUGGUUGCCAUGGCAACCGCCCUGGCCCAGAGGGCGGAGGUGAACCGGGCCGUCGCCGAGGAGGAGGGGCGCACGGCGCUGAUCGGAGCCGCCGUCGGGGGGUCACUGUUGUCCUGUGAGUUCCUGCUGCAGAACGGAGCCAACGUGAACCUGAGAGACCAGAGAGGGAGAGGAGCCCUGCACACGGCUGCUACCGGCGGACACACCGGCCAGGUGUGUCUGCUGCUGAAGCGAGGAGCUAACCAGUACGCGGUGGACGAGGGGGGGCAGGACCCGCUGGCCAUCGCCGUGGAGACGGAACACGCCGACAUCGUCACGCUACUCCGCAUGGCCCGGAUGAACGAGGAGAUGAGAGACUCGGAGUGCGUCUUCGGCGCCGCAGGAGACGACGAGACGUUCCAGGAAAUCUUCCGAGACUUCAGCAACAUGGCGUCACACGACCCCGAGAGGCUCAGCCGCCGGUUCGGCCGGGGGGGCGAGGAGGAGGAGGAGGAAGAGGAGGAGGAGGAGGAGGAAGAAGACGGGGAGGGAGGAAGAGGAAGAGGAGGAGGAGGAAGAACUCUGAUUGGCUGACGGGUUUAAGAGGACCGGCGACAGGAAGUGACUCUGGGAACCCGACGCCUCGUCGCAACAAACGUUACCGCGGUAACGGAGGGAUGUUGCAGCCUUCGUCUGCUGAAGACUUUCCUCAGAAACCCGUCUGAGUCCACUUGGGUCCACUUGGGUCCACUUUGGUCCACUUCCUGUCCAGUUGCUGGACGUCAAAUGCUGUCCUUUAUUUUGAAACUCUCCGUCUUACUUGGGUUCAGUUUUUGGAGACCGGUUUAGACCGGUUUAGACCGGGUCGCCGCAGCCGAUAAAAGGGAGUUUGUUUUUGUUUUUCUCUGUGAAAAGUUGAUGAGAAGAUUGAAAAAUCCAGUUAAAUCUGGAAAAAUCCAGUUAAACCUGGGAAAAAAUCCAGUUAAAUCUGGAAAAAUCCAGUUUAACCUGGAAAGGUCCAGUCUUCUCCGGUCCAGUUCCAUUCCUUUAUUCCUUUGAAAUAAGCUUCUUAAAGUCUUUAGUGGUUUUAGUGAAAUCAGGAUGAUUAAAGUAUUUUUUACGUGGUUUUUAGGUCCAGGAGAAUCCAGAUCCAUGUGGAUCCAGAUCAGUCCAGGGGGGACCGGGGACUCCCCCCGUUGUGGUUUCCGGGUCGGUGGACCCUUAGUGGGCGGAGACAGUGGUUUGGCCACGCCCACUAGUGGGCGGAGACAGUGGUUUGGCCACGCCCACCUUACCUCAGUUACACAAACUAGCUAUGUUAGCUUAGCUUAGCUAACCCCUGAAGCUAACAGGCCGGUAGUCGCUGUUUUAUCUUUAAAACUAGAUUUGACUCAUUUUCAGGUCAGAAGUUCACCAGAAGGAACGACGGCUGUGAUGCAGCUGUCACUCAAAAGACCACGCCCCCUAUAAUAUAUAUAAUAUAAUAAUAUAUACGUUUGUGGUUUUAUAGUUUUUUUAUUUUAUUACUUUAUUUUAACCGGUGACAUUGAUAUGAUAUUGAUAUGAUAUUGAUAUAUGAUGAUAUAUGAUAUGAUAUGAUCCCCGAACAGUCGUCAUGGAGGUGAAACUGUAACCAUGGAGACCAGGGGCCUCAUUUAUAAAAGAGUGUGUAGGAUUCAAACUAAAAUUGCACGUAAACCAAAAAGCCGAAAAUGGCGGGCGCAAAAAAUAAUCCAGAUUUAUAAAACCGUGUGCACGCAAUGUUCUCUUUAUGAAUCCCAGUCCAGCUGGAAGGUUGAGGUGAAUUCUCCUCAUAUCCCGCCCUCUACACGCCCACUUUCUACCAUAAAUGAGCAAUGCAAAGUAUUUCAUGAUUGUAUUUGCACAUGAAUGAGCUGCUGAGCAUGCGCAGCGCCACCUGCAGUCUGUUUGGUAUCAGGAUGAAUGAGACGUGUCGAGCCACCGGGACACUGACUUUCACGGAGACUGUUGUGGAGGAGGUGGAGGAAGGAAAACCACCAGGAAAACCACCAAGAAAACCACCAGGAAAACCACAUUAUUUGGUGGUCACAGUAAAAGUGUAAAUCAGGGAUAAUCAAUUGGCGGCCCGCCAGGAGCUUUUAUGUGGCCCCUGGUCAUAUUUAAAAAAAGGGGGUGUUUGUUGGAAAUGUUUUUUUUUUUUUUUUUUUUUAAUUAUAUUUUUAGAACUGGCUACUAUGGACUAAAAUGCUUGUGCUCAAUGCUUAAUAUAAUAUUCAAAUAAGGAAAUCUUGGUGGAAAGUGGUGCUUUGUCAUUAUGGCGUGUUUUAUUAAAAGUAGGUCAAUAUCAACUUCAUUAAGUUUGCACAAUGCAUGGUUUCAAAAUUAACUUGCAUUCAAAAUAAUAUUUCUUUAUCUGAAUAUUAUAUUUAACAUUCAGAAUUACUAAAUCUGGAGACAAUUAAUACAUAAUUCAUAUGUAAACUAGAUAUAUUCAAAUGUAUAAUACAAAUGUAUUAUAUUUACAUAAGUCUUCGUCUUUGAGUGCAAAAUACAUUUUGAAAACCCCCACAUUUUCAAAUUGUGCGGCUUCUCCAUACAGUCCUUUUGCAGAUGUGGCCCCGGCCCAAUCUAGUUGAAGACCCCUGGUAUAAAUAAUAUAUAAAUAGUAUAAAAUAAAGCUGCUCAGGGUUGGUUUAUGGUUCCACGUCACCAACGCAGAGCCUACGGCGUAGGUGCGCGUCCCCGCGUACCCUACGGCGUAGGUGCGCGUCCCCGCGUACCCUACGGCGUAGGUGCGCGUCCCCGCGUACCCUACGGCGUAGGUGCGCGUCCCCGCGUACCCUACGGCGUAGGUGCGCGUCCCCGCGUACCCUACGGCGUAGGUGCGCGUCGCCGCGACGCGCACCUACGCCGUAGGGUAGGUGCGCGGGGUCGGCGUAAAGAUACGCAGAUGUUUUGGUUAAAUUUUUCUUUUUAAAUCCCAACCUUUGCGUAGAAGGUGUUGCAUCUUUCAGCCUGUUUUGUAGCAGCUUUAUACAUGAGGCCCCUGAUCUGUUUCUGUUUAGACUGUGAAGAUGUUUAUUUCUGCUGUAAAGUUUGAAGCUGCAGGUCCAGGUCCAGGUCUGGAUCCAGGUCCAGGUCCAGAUCCAGGUCUGGAUC
Cololabis saira (Pacific saury) is the source of this 5055-nucleotide messenger RNA. Its product is annotated as BAR_ACAPs and ArfGap_ACAP domain-containing protein. The transcript is spliced from 22 exons. Gene Ontology annotation, cellular component: cytoplasm. Gene Ontology annotation, molecular function: protein binding; GTPase activator activity. Lineage: Eukaryota; Metazoa; Chordata; Actinopteri; Beloniformes; Belonidae. The record is from RefSeq and is a predicted model, not a curated record. Bases 274 to 2508 code for a protein of 744 amino acids.